Protopterus annectens (West African lungfish) is the source of this 651-nucleotide messenger RNA. RefSeq names its product thymosin beta 4 X-linked (gene TMSB4X). The transcript is spliced from 3 exons. The record is from RefSeq and is a predicted model, not a curated record. Gene Ontology annotation, molecular function: actin monomer binding. Gene Ontology annotation, biological process: actin filament organization; regulation of cell migration. The coding region runs from base 143 to 271 and encodes 42 amino acids. Lineage: Eukaryota; Metazoa; Chordata; Ceratodontiformes; Protopteridae. Gene Ontology annotation, cellular component: cytoplasm.
GAUUUUGUAUGACGUCAUGUCAUAUUUGCAUAUGCUUGCAGAUAAAACCCGAUGGCCAAGGCUAUUGUCUGUUAAUCAUAAGCUGUAGCUAGUAAGAGAUAGUUGUUAGUGGGUUUGUUAUUUAACUGAUCAAGCUAACAAAAUGUCCGACAAGCCAAAUCUCGCUGAAGUCGAAACAUUCGACAAGAGCCAGCUGAAGAAGACCGAAACAAAAGAAAAAAAUCCUCUUCCUACAAAAGAAACGAUUGAACAAGAAAAGGCUAGUAACUGAAAAGGAAAGUUGCUGGAUCAUCCAUCAAAAUGGACCUUUUUUCAGAUAUGCACUGUACAUUCCACAAGCAUUGCCUUCUUGUUUUCACGUCUUUAGCUAUUGUAAUUACGCAAAAAGAGGUUGGAUAGAUUAAAGUGACUGCUGCCCCCUUAAACUACUGAACUGAAGGAAGGCAUUGCCUAUCUGUUUGCCUUGUCCUUUGUGGUGGUGUCGCUGAAGGGCUCCUACAGUGUUGGAAGAACAGGAUUAGGACUAAGGUGUGCAACAACAGAAUUGGUCCUGUGAAGCUGUAAAAUGCAGUUAAUGAGUGCCAUUUUUUGUUUAAAUGAAUUUCUUGAAAUGCACAUUUUUUAUAUGCAAAUAAAAAGUUAAAAUGGUUA